AUGGAGGGCAAUAUGAAGAAGAAGUUCCUGGCCUAUCCGGAGCCUAGGAAAGGGCCGGAUGUCACAUACCGCAAUGAGAGGAAACAGAAUCCCACGAUGAGCGGCCUCGUGCUGGUCCUCGCUGCUUUUGUCUUCGAAUGCGUGGGCAUGAUACGACACCUCAUCUGGAAAAACGCUGGAUUCUCAAGCCUACGGAAGAUCCGGAAGCAGCUGGAAGACUAUGAGCCACGAGUCGACCCAACCGUCGUACCUACAUCCGAACUCGAAGACGACGAAGAACAACUGGAAGAAGAUGGCCAGAAGGUCUUCACCGCUGAACCGCUGCUGGCUUCCACCGCCGUCCCUCCACGAGCCAAAUACUACUCGGUCCAGGACUACCACGACAUGUACGUCUCGGGGGAAUUGACACCGACAGCAGUAGCAAAGGCCAUCUUACCACUUAUACGUCGAGAUACCAAACCGCCAGGAGAGCAUUCUGCAGCCUGGUUCGAGACGCGGGUUGACUUGGUUCUUGCCGCGGCUGAGGCCUCGACGCUACGAUAUAAGCAGGGACGUCCCCUGGGGCUGAUGGAUGGUAUACCCACUGCCGUCAAGGACGAGUAUGAUAUCGACGGGUACAAGACUUGUCUGGGCUCGUUGAACGAUUAUACCAGUGAUCCCGCCUCGUCGGGUGGCUCCAUUGCCAGCUGGUGUGUGAGAAAGCUAGAGGAAGCUGGAGCUGUUGUCCUGGGGAAACUCUCCAUGCAUGAAUUCGGUCUGGAUACCUCUGGCAGUAAUCCAAACUACGGUACUCCGCUAAACCCAUAUAACCCCAAGUACUACACUGGUGGUAGUUCAUCUGGCACCGCAUACGCAGUCAGUGCCGGACUGCUGCCAUUCGCUUUAGGAAGUGAUGGCGGCGGCAGCAUUCGCAUCCCAUCCUCUUUCUGCUCCGUCUACGGCCUCAAACCAACCCACAGCAGAAUCUCACACCACCCAGGCCCUAACCAUUCCAACACCUGUGCCGUCAACGGGCCUCUAGCCGCAGACUUACAGUCGCUCUCUGCACUCUAUCGUAUCAUAGGCUGUCCUCCACCGUCCUCACCGUUCCGGCCAGUCUCUCCAAGACUCACGCCCUGCGACCCCGCGGGUACAAAGUACCUCGGAGUUCCUGAGGCAUGGUUCUCCCAAGCAACACCCGCAAUCCAAAGCCUCUGUCGCUCUGCCAUCUCCGCCCUCGCAGAUAAACACAACUAUACAGUUGUGCCCAUCCAGAUUCCCUACCUAGUUGAAGGCCAGAUCGCACACGCAGUCACCAUCCUCACUGACGCCGCAACCUUACUCCCCGAUACUUCAAAACUCACCGCCCCAAACAAGAUCCUUCUUGGUCUCGGCCGUGAAACACCUGCUACAGAUUACUUACUUGCACAGAAACUACGCCGCCUUCUGAUGCAGCACCUCUCCUGGCUAUGGAAGGAAUACCCAGGCAUGAUCAUCGUCACGCCCACGACCAGCUGCGCAGGAUGGCCGAUCCGUGACAAGAAUGAGCUGAAGUACGGUAUCAGCGAUGGAGACCAGACGCUGAAAACCAUGAAUUUCAUCUGGCUAGCUAACUUUACUGGUCUGCCUGCCAUCAACGUGCCUGCAGGUUUUGUCGUUCCAGAAGGCGCUAAGAAUGAAGGCGAGAUUGCUGAGGAGAAUACCAGGGGGAAGAUACCCAUUGGUUUGAUGGGGACAGGAGAAUGGGGUAGUGAAGAUUGCCUUAUGCGUUGGGGUCUCGAUGUUGAGAAUGUCGUGGGUGAUCGCAGAUCGAAACCGCCUAUCUGGGUGGACGUAGUUGCUAAAGCGAAGGAGGUUAUGCAAUCCGACGCAUAG
Nannizzia gypsea CBS 118893 is the source of this 1854-nucleotide messenger RNA. RefSeq names its product glutamyl-tRNA(Gln) amidotransferase subunit A. NCBI's taxonomy places the organism in Eukaryota, Fungi, Ascomycota, Eurotiomycetes, Onygenales, Arthrodermataceae. Bases 1 to 1854 code for a protein of 617 amino acids. Gene Ontology annotation, molecular function: catalytic activity. The transcript is spliced from 4 exons. The record is from RefSeq and is a predicted model, not a curated record.